Molecule: messenger RNA, 2104 nt
Organism: Manis javanica (Malayan pangolin)
Lineage: Eukaryota; Metazoa; Chordata; Mammalia; Pholidota; Manidae
Gene: RNF39
Product: ring finger protein 39
Molecular function (GO): protein binding
Source: RefSeq, a predicted model, not a curated record
UUACGCAAGCCUGAUGUUUACUUCCCGGAGGGGCCUCCUCCCUCCCUAUAAAGCCUGACGUGGUGGGGAGAUUGGUGGAGACUGAGGCUAGUUGAAGGGAGAGGCAAUCCCAGGAGGGGACGUAAAAGAGCCAGCAAGUUAAUGCGGGGGGCUGUAAGAGGUUCAUCGACUCAGCAAGCAGCAAGCGCCGCCUGCCGUCUGCACACUCGAAGGCGGUCGCGGUGGUCGCGGAAGGGACGUCGCCCAGACGCUGGCUUCCUAUGGAGGCGCCCGAGCUGGUCCCAGGGCUGGUGGAGCGUCUGGAGCAGCUGGCGACGUGCCCGCUCUGCGGGGGCCCCUUCGAGGACCCAGUGCUCUUGGCGUGUGAACACAGCUUCUGCCGCGCGUGCCUGUCCAGCCGCUGGGGGACCCCGCCGGCGACCAGCUCCGAGGCGCCCCCCACCGCCUGCCCCUGCUGCGGCCUGCCGUGCCCCCGCCGCAGCCUGAGGUCUAACGUGCGGCUGGCGGUGGAAGUGCGCAUUAGCCGCGGACUUCGAGAAAAGCUGGCCGAGCCCGGGGCCCGAGCCGGGAGACGCCGAGGGGGCCGCAUCCCCACCAUGGGUUGUCUGGAUCCGCAAGGAGAGGAUAUAAGGAAGACAUGGAGAAGAUUUGAUGCUCCAACGCCCAAGUCAUCUAACUCAGAGGACGAGCUCCCUGAAGAUUACCCUGUGGUCAAAAACAUGCUUCACAUACUGACAGCCGACCUGACCUUGGACCCAGGCACUGCCCACCGGCGCCUGCUCAUUUCCGCAGACCGCCGCAGCGUCCGACUGGCCCCACCAGGGACACCUGCACCCCCUGACGGCCCCGCACGCUUCGAUCAGCUCCCGGCGGUGCUUGGAGCGCAGGGCUUCGGGGCCGGCCGCCACUGCUGGGAGGUGGAGACCGUGGAAGCCGCCUCCUUCGGAGACUCUUCUGGGGAGGAUGAAGACGACGGGGAGGGCCGCUAUGCAGUGGGCGCGGCCGGGGAGUCAGUGCGACGCAAGGGCAGCGUAGGGCUGUGCCCCGCGGGGGCCGUGUGGGCCGUGGAGGGUCGCGGCAGCCGCCUGUGGGCACUCACGGCACCGGAGCCCACCCUGCUGGUUGGUGCCGGGCCCCCGCCACGGCGCAUUCGCGUGGACUUGGACUGGGAGAGGGGCCGCGUGGCCUUCUACGACGGCCGCUCGCUUGACCUGCUCUUCACCUUCCAGGCGCCAGGCCCCCUGGGGGAGCGCAUCUUCCCGCUCCUCUGCACCCGCGACCCCCGCGCCCCGCUACGCAUCGUGCCCGCAGAAAGCUGAGUCUCAAGCACAACCCCCACUCUAGUUUCGCCAGAUGCGAGGCUGCUUCCUCUUGGGCGCGGAAAUCCCCGCUCAUUCUCGGGGUCUUGUCCACAUGCCCAUUGCCAGAGUAGAGAGAAGCACCCCACCCACAUACAUUGUCUCUUUUCUCUCAAAUAGUAAGACGGUCAACUGGUCUCCAAUUUCCACUUCCACACGCAAAGCCAAAUCCAUUCCUACCCCCUCCCUCUUGGGAUAUUUCUCCCCACAGCUACCGCAGCACCUCCCAAACGAAAUCUCCCUUUCUACCUUAUGUUAUAACAGGCCUGAAUUGGAGAACAGGCCCCGCUGGUCAAAUAUUUACUUCCCACUCCUGCUUCUGCACAGCUCUAAGGCUUGGGCUGCUCUGUCCUGUCCACUCUGAGGUUUCCCCUCAAGAGAAACAAGAACCUCCCCUGAAGAAACAAAGAGGAUUGACUCUGCCCAGGCCCUAGGCCAUUUAGGAAGUUUAACAUCCUUUCUGGGAGUGGGGCAGGCCAGUUCUACUCUGUGGUGCCUACUUUCUAUGCCCACAGCCUUUGCCCAUUAAGAACCUUCUUAAAACUUCCCUCUGCACAUACAGUAAAGAACCAGUAAUGCCACCUCUCCUUUCCUCAGCCUGGGAAUGGCCCAGACACCCCAAAUUUAUCCUUGUACAUAGCCUCACAUUUUCCCCCUAUGUAUAAAUGGGCCCAUAUUUAACACGGUUUGUGAUGUUGGGUUAUUUAUUUUGUGCAUCUGUGGAAUAAAUGAGAUCUCAGUGGUGG